Schistosoma curassoni is the source of this 175-nucleotide messenger RNA. Lineage: Eukaryota; Metazoa; Platyhelminthes; Trematoda; Strigeidida; Schistosomatidae. The record is from the annotation of a GenBank genome assembly.
AUAUACACAUUGUACACCACGAAUGGAAGUAGCAUGGGCUCGUUUCGAGAAACAACCACCGAAUAAUUUACGUAAAAGCAAUUUUUUUCAUUUUAUUAUUGCUUUAUAUGAUCAAAAUAGACAUCCAAUUGAAGUAGAACGUGCUGCAUUUAUUGAUUUCGUAGAAAAAGAUAAA